Pogonomyrmex barbatus (red harvester ant) is the source of this 3056-nucleotide messenger RNA. RefSeq names its product innexin 7 (gene Inx7). The record is from RefSeq and is a predicted model, not a curated record. Gene Ontology annotation, molecular function: gap junction channel activity. Gene Ontology annotation, biological process: phototransduction. Gene Ontology annotation, cellular component: gap junction; plasma membrane. NCBI's taxonomy places the organism in Eukaryota, Metazoa, Arthropoda, Insecta, Hymenoptera, Formicidae.
CUUCAGUUUCUGAGGACUUUGGAAUCAUCUAACUUCUAUCGCUAUCUGCUCUUAUCUAAACGAAUGGAAAGUCUUAACAAUAAUAACCGGCUCUCUCGAUAAUACCAAGUUUUGUAGAAUGCCUGGGGUACUACGCAAUCGGUCUGAUAACGCUCACGAGAUUUAUUGCUUUUAAGUUUUCAGUUCGUUUCAGAUCAGUAUUCUGUCUGGAUUAUAAAGUGUCGUGCGUCUUCGCGAUCUGGACACGGAGUCCUCGAUAUUACAACGAUCAUAAACGUUCACAACGUUCGUUAAGCUGUAUAUUAAUAGCAUGACCUAAAUUCGCGAGUAAUUUCGUAAUUUCGUAAAUUAAUUGUGCUCGACCGAAAGCGUAAACAGGAACGUGUUAAUCUUUGCUUUUAAUAAAGCCGUGAACGAUUAUCGAUGGCAUCUGGUACAGUGUUCGCCGCCUUAUCGGUCUUGAAAGACCAUGUCAAAUUCAAAGUCAAUCAGAAUUCGGUAGCCAUUGACAAUAUCGUUUUCAGAUUACAUUACAGAGCUACAUUUUUAAUACUUCUCGUUGCAUCAAUUCUGGUCACUUCUCGACAAUUUAUCGGGGAACACAUAAGGUGUAUUGCCGACACUGGUGUAUCAUCUCAUGUCAUCGAAACCUUUUGCUUUUUUAUGUCCACAUACACCGUGGUAAAGCAUCUGAAUGCUACCGCGGUACUGGACGGCGAUUUACCGCAUCUUGGGGUCGGGCCAGUUUCCAAAGACGACGCCAUCAUACACCACGCUUAUUACCAAUGGGUGCCCUUCGUUUUGUUCUUCCAAGCGCUCCUCUUUUACUUGCCGCACUACAUAUGGCGGAAAAUGGAAGGUGGUCGAUUAGCCAUGCUGGUAUCGGGAUUGCACAUGGCAUCUUUGUCACUAAGCGAAACGGAGCUCAAGGUAAAUGACGAUAUGAAGGUGCCGUCGAAAAAGGAGCGCGACGAGAGAAUACAACAGAUUCGCACCGGUUUUAUAAAUCGCUUGCACUUGAAUCGUCCGUGGGCAUACACCUUGACUUUCUGCGAGUGCCUGAAUUUCGUGAACGUCAUCAUGCAAAUUUACUUGACCGACUGGUUUCUCGGAGGUGCCUUCCUGGGUCUCGGCCGGUUACUCUCCGAGCCAGCGUCUCGAGAUAAAAUAAACCCACUCGACGUAGUAUUUCCGAAGGUAACCAAAUGCAUUUUUCACAAAUACGGCCCUUCUGGUAGCAUACAAAAGCACGAUGCGCUUUGUGUGAUGGCACUGAAUAUCAUUAACGAAAAGAUCUAUACGGCCCUUUGGUUCUGGUUCGUCGUGCUCGCAGUGAUAACCGGUUUGGGAUUGGUUUGGAGAUUACUGACCAUGAUCCUUCAUUCAAGAAGUACAGCAUUCAACAGAUUUGUGUUUUCCAUGGCCUGCCCUGGAAAGUACAAUCCAUGGAACGUACUCAAGGUUACUCACGAAUACUACUUCGGUGACUGGCUGUUUCUUUAUUACAUCGCUAAGAAUCUGGACAAUUACGUAUUCAAGGAGCUCCUUCAAAGCUUGGCAGAGGAUCUGGAGAACAGGCGUCAAGCACGUUACAAAAUACCGCUGGACGUAGAGCGAGAAUUACUUAACAAACAGUGGGAAAAACCUCCCAUCAGUCCCUGAAUAAGUAAAUAUAAAUCUAAAGUAGCUAGUCAUUUGUAAAUAGAUGACUUUUAUAAUUGGAGACGUAGAUAAAUCAAUCAAUAGGUUUCUUGUUCAAUUCAUACUGAGAAGAAGAAUUCAAAAAGUGUAAAUAUAAUAUUUAAAGAUUUGGCUAGAUACCGACUUGAAAAUAUUUUAUAUAUUAAUUAUUAUAUUAAUUAAUAUUAUAUUUAUUAUAUUAAUUCCGUCGAGCCAUCAAAAUAAUUAUGUAAAAUGUUCAAAUUAAUCGCAAAAAUAUCCAAAAUUUUUGCAAUAUUAUUACCAUACUCGAGCGUUUUACAUAAUUAUUUUGAUAGCCCAAUAAAAUUGUCUUCAGCUUUGUAUCUGGCAAAAUUUUUAACUACUUGAACAAAAUCCGUCCGUUUUCAUUGAACGCAAUUUUGUAGCGACACGAUGAUCGUUUCGUAAAGUUUGUGCCAUUACUGAGAUCGCUAUCUCGCGUGCAAAAAUGCUCGCGGAGUACAUUAAGCGGACGGCAAAAAGCUAUAUUUAUAUGUCUACGUGAACAAACAGUCGCGUGCAUUCGCACGCGCAUUAUGACACACUGCCAAAUUGGCUCUUUAUCAUAUAAAUGUAUAAUAUUUUAGCCGCGAUUAGUAGAAUAAUGUCUCUCGCGUGCGUCGCGGGAUCGCAGAUAUUUGUAGCUGCGCGCGCCACGCGUAUGACGUAAUCUCGUCCAGCCGAGUCUUUUAACUACCUCGUACGGAAGACUCGCGUGUAUGUUACAUGCGAUCGUAUGUCGAGCACAUGCGCGUGCGAGCGAUAUACGUGUAAAUACAUCCGUACGUUGCACCGUACGUUGUGUCUCGAUAAACGGCCCGACAAUAGUUUCGGAUCGUUAAGUCGUUAAAGGCCUCUGGAUUGGAAUUGUGCGCUGUGGCCUACUAUCGAACAAUCACGCGUUCGAUAGUAUUCAGGUUUUACGAUACGGCUCACCAAAGUCAUUUGCGAAAGAGCCAUUACUGUCCUCCGUAUCUUUUAUCGGUCAAUUGACAAUAUAUCGACUCGAUAAAAGAUCAAAGUACUUAUUUCAUAUUCCAUGGAAGAUAUAUCUUCGAUACGCCUUCAUGAUGAUAAAUCGACACGCGAGGAAUCAUUUUUCCCUAAAUCAUUCGUAAUUUUAUUCUUAAAUGUACAUAAAAGGUGUAUAUGUUUCCUUAAAGAUAAUUUUCUUUUUAAGAUAUUGCAUAUUUAAAAAAAAAUUUAAUUAUAGAUUAAAUACUCUGUUGUAAAUGUAUUGUAUAAUUAAAUCACAGCGCUGGUAUAAUAUAUAGAUUUAUUAAUAAAGUAAUUAGUAUAUUAUAAACCGAGAAUAUGUUUAAACAGAGAAAUAAAACAGGCAUUACUGAAUAAAA